Molecule: messenger RNA, 1349 nt
Organism: Drosophila obscura
Lineage: Eukaryota; Metazoa; Arthropoda; Insecta; Diptera; Drosophilidae
Product: N-acetylglucosamine-6-phosphate deacetylase
Exons: 4
Coding region: 23-1246 (407 amino acids)
Biological process (GO): N-acetylglucosamine catabolic process
Molecular function (GO): N-acetylglucosamine-6-phosphate deacetylase activity
Source: RefSeq, a predicted model, not a curated record
UAGUUAACGACUGCCCACCGCCAUGGCCACACCGCGGCUCUGCGACUGUGAUAGCCCCCAGCAGCGAUUGCUGCAGUUCACCAACUGCCGCCUGGUGCGCGGCCACCAGUUGGUCCGCGACGACUUGUGGGUGCGCGAUGGCAGGAUCGUCAAUCCGGAGCCCGUGUUCUUUGACGAGCAGACCAGAGCCCACAAGCGCAUCGAUUGCCAGGGUGCCAUUAUUGCGCCCGGCUACAUUGACCUGCAGAUUAAUGGUGGCUAUGGUGUGGAUUUCUCGCACGACAAGGACACCAUUGAGGCGGGCAUCACCAAGGUAGCCCAGGGACUGGUGCGGUGUGGCGUUACCUCCUUCUGCCCGACGCUGGUGACCUCACCGAACGCCAGCUACCAUGCGAUACUGCCGCGCAUACCCAAAACUGUGCCAAACGGAGCCGGCAUCCUGGGCAUCCAUGCCGAGGGGCCGUUCAUAAAUCCCCAGAAGAAGGGCGCCCAUCCGGAGGACUGCAUUCAGACAAUCGACAAGGGACUGGAGACACUGGAGACCGUUUAUGGCUCGCUGGAGCGCCUCAAGAUCAUUACAUUGGCGCCGGAGAAGGUCAGCGAUCCGGAGGUCAUUGGACAGCUGGUGGCCAGGGGCAUAACCGUGUCCCUGGGCCAUUCCGUGGCUACACUGAGCGACGGGGAGCGUGCCGUUCAGCAGGGCGCCACCAUGAUCACGCAUCUGUUCAAUGCCAUGCUGCCGUUCCACCAUCGCGAUCCCGGCCUGGUGGGACUGCUCUCCUCGGAUGCCGUGCCCCAGGGACGGACCGUCUACUUUGGCAUCAUUUCGGAUGGUGUGCACACACAUCCCGCUGCGCUAAGGAUCGCCUAUCGCACCCAUCCCGAGGGACUCGUGCUGGUGACCGAUGCCAUUUCGGCCUUGGGCCUGGAAGAUGGCAUCCAUCACAUUGGUCAGCUGCCGCUGGAGGUUCGAAAGGGCAAAGCCUUUAUCGCCGGCACCGAGACUCUCUGCGGCAGCAUUGCGCCCAUGGACGAGUGCGUGCGCAUCUUCCACAAGGCCACAAAUUGCUCCAUUGUGUAUGCCAUUGAGGCGGCCACCUUGCAUCCGGCGCGUUGCAUCAAAAUCGAACACCAGAAGGGCACCCUGGACUUUGACUCGGAUGCCGAUUUCAUUCUGCUGGAUGACGAGCUGCAUGUACUCUCCACCUGGAUAGCGGGCGCCCGUGUGCAUCAGUGCGUCAAGUAGUACAUAAAUAUAUGUACGGAUAUGGCAACACGGUACUGGGAUGUAUUUAUAAUGCACGCAUGAUUCUCUGAUUAAACUGUGAAAUCUCUACAUUCCAAUGGAA